Molecule: messenger RNA, 9953 nt
Organism: Spirometra erinaceieuropaei
Lineage: Eukaryota; Metazoa; Platyhelminthes; Cestoda; Diphyllobothriidea; Diphyllobothriidae
Source: the annotation of a GenBank genome assembly
AUGGCUAACUCCAAAAAGUUUAGUAACCAGGAGACGUGGUAAGUGAAGUUUUGGCGAGUGACUCUUUAAGUGUUGAAGUUAUCGAAUCUGUUCGUGGAGAGGAUGUAUACAUAAUCCAAACUGGAAGUGGAGAAGUCAAUGAUCAUCUUAUGGAACUAUUGAUUAUGAUCAAUGCGUGCAAGAUAGCAUCCUCUUGUCGAGUUACUGCUGUUAUCCCAUGCUUCCCAUACGCAAGACAGGACAAAAAGGUGAUUUUGCCUUCUUUCCAGUAGACUUUUCAUAAUAACUGACACUACGUUUUCCACCUGUUAGUAUCACCUUUUCCCCGUUGGUCGUAUUAUCAGUCCCUCAUCUAAGUGAUUUCCCAAUCACGCGUUUGUAUGGGCUCGGACUUCCGUGUCCUCAACUAUCACGGGAUGUAUGUAUAUUUCACUUGUGCUUGACUCUAACGAGAAUUGUCCUCUGUCUGAAUUUCAUAAUAAUUUACAGACAGUCUCAGAUACCGGCAGUAGGUAUGACCAGUAGCCGCGCAUACAUGGCACCUCAGUCGACUCCACCCGUCUCUUCACUGAUAGGUGUUAUUCGAGAAAGCUAUAUAUAUCCUGUGUCAACAAAUGAGGGUUUUGAACGGUAGAUCGAUACUUUGUUUUGGAAGAUUUCAGUAUUUGGCUAAGGUGCUCAUCACUAUCCGUCGGUCAGAAUUCGACGUAACCUGAAACUAGUGUGGGAGCUGCUCGUUGGUCAAGAGGUUUGUAGAACAAAAUCUUCUAAAGCCAUUCCAUCUGCAUAUUUAGCAAAUUGCUCUGUUUAAACACGCAGUACCCAAGAACGACACCAUAAAGAGGAAAUGCCGCCGAAAGUGACUGGGUGUGAACCGAUAAUUUGUAGUGUUUUAGCCGUUAUCAGCCAUUCAUACCCCAACCCAAGUAAUGGAUAACCUGGGGUUCGGAGUCGGACUUUUUGGCUAGUGAGUGUUAGGUAAGAUGCUUUACCACUAAGUCACAGGCUUGCCUUCAUGUUGGUUGUGACUCGGCAUAAAGUUCCAGGACAAAGCAAAAGGGCACGUUCUACCACACAACUAAAUUCGUAACACCACGUUUACGUGAACUGUAUAGUGUUUGUUAACGAUGUUCUUAUUUUCGAAAGACCUGAAUGUUCGACUCAUUUAAGCGGUCCUGUCAUCACUCACACGCAACUCAAAGGAAGUAAUCGAUUGCGCUGAUAGGGUAGUUCGUUAGGGAAGUUCGAUAAAAAGGCAGCAAAAUGAGGCCAAAAGUAUUCGCGAAGUAAAUCUAGUAAAGACUGUGAAUGAGAACGACAGAGAAAAUAAACGCCAUUUACAGCCAUGUGCUGGCCUUUGUGUUAAAUCGUUGUCACUGCAACAUUUAGUUGUGUCAGUCUCACUUCCGCCACUCUUCCUAUUCAGUCGCAGCAAUAUUUUCUGUCUAACAGUGUUACAGUGGCACAUGUCAAGGGGGUCUAUUGAUUUCUUGGCUUGGUUACGAUGAUAUUAAACACCAGAUAUCGGGAAUGUGAUCGCCACUCAUUACUGGGAAUUGUGCCAUCUCUGCGUCAUUGACAUCUAUGGUAUUUAUGACGUCUUCGUUAGGAUUAACUGAAAUCCUGUUGUAGUCCAGUGGUAUGGUGUCCAGAGCUCAAAGGGGAACUUUAACAUGAUGAGUGAGGGCUCAUCGCCCCACUAUUUUUCUUACUUGUCUGUACUUGGUACAAUUAUGAUCAUGCCUGGUCUAGCUGGCCUCGAUUAUGGUACGUGUUGUACCUGUCCACGCGUGACGAUCUGCGGUAGCAGGUCUGGGCAGCUCGACCCAUUCUCUUCUGCAGCGACGGAGACCGAGUACAGAAGGUACAAAAACCACUUCCAUGUAUUGACGAACUGUCAUAAGCCGGGCCUCGAGUUGAUCUCCUCUUCUUCACCUCUUAAGGGCAACAGCACUAGAUCGAGAGCAUUAGCAGUGAGCGUAUGAGAUGGACGACGAAGAACGUGCCCAAACCACCUCGGUCGUCUUUUUGGAUGGCGACCGUGAACCGUCAUUAAAUAGGUCUUCUUAUCACUAGUUCCUUGUGGUUAGGUUCUUGAGCUAGGGCACUGGAGAAGACGCCCUGGAACAAACAAUCUGAGAGGCUGUUGGGGACCCACCUGUGCUUGAAUUUCUCAAGAAAUCUCACGAAAAUUUCCGACUACAGAGCCCCACUAAGAGCCUGAAUAGGCGCCAAACGCCUACGUGAGAUCAUCUUUUAUUAGUAGUUUUAUCCUCUCCCCAACAGCCUUUAGUUUGUUGUAUCUGGGAGUGGCCUCCCACAACUGACUGCUUCGCAGAUAAUGGGGCCGGAUUGGCUCAUGGCACGCGCUUACCGGACUGUAGGGAGUCCAGACGAGCCCAAAACUACUGGCGUACACGGGAGCUGUGGCGCCAUAUCUCAAAGUCCGUCUUCACGCUACGUCAACCACACAUCCCAAUCCCGACACCAGCCGGUUGACAGGCUUGGGCAGUCGGCUGGCGCACGGCUGAGGGAAGAUGGGGGAGGCUAGUACUGGGACUCCAUUCUAACGGAAAAUCAGCGCAUCCCUCGCUAUGAUAAAUCUGACCCGCUUGAAUCUAUCACGACACGUUUAAAGUCAUGGCUUGGAGGGUUUCCAAGUAGCGAGAUAACUCGGUCCCCACGGUGAGUACUAUGUGCGUGUGUGUGUGGAAUAACUGGCAGAUGGACUGAAGGUCAGGCCCAAUGACUCCUUACUUUGGUCUCUGAGACACUCGCGCACUUAAUAUCCAAGUAAUCUAAUUUUUUUGAAAGCUUAACAUACUGUGCGGGAGGGCUAGGUCCUGUGUUACACCCGCGAACUGGCUAAUGUAACUUUGUCGGCCACUGCGUUCACCCCUACUUCAGGCCGUCUUGACAUUGUCAUCCCGCCACAGUUAGCUGGGUGUGCGAUGAGAGAGUGCGGAAGACGCCGCGGAAGUCCGCCUUACGAUAGACUAAUUCACGCGAAAGUCACCGAUGCUGCGCCCACCGCGUGGGCACCACGGGUGACGCAGUUCGCGACGGUCAAACUGUCGGUGUACCUAAGAACAAGCACUAAUGCUGGUUUAGUCAGUUCCAGUCGACAGCACGAGCCAGCGAAACCCACACUAUACAGUUACUGGGUAGGCCGGAGACAUUCACCAACGUCUUCUUUUACCGAGCUGUGGAUCUUAACUGUAAAAUGGGUGAACUUAUGCCUGCCAAGUGAUCAGUCAGUGAUCAUGUAGCUGUUAAGUCUCCAGGAUUGACGGAGCACCGGUUUAGUUACGUAUAGAGUGAUAAUAAGUCAUAGCUGUAUUAUAUGGCGACUUUUGUUCACCGUCGUAUAGGGCUUCACCCCUCAUACGGGGGAGGGCUUAACCUCACACGCACCACAUCCCCUGGAUCUUCAUGAAGUAUCAGCCAGCUGCUUCGAACAGCAUAAUGCAGGUUAAUUUUAGCCAAUUGCAGUUCUUUUGAUACUACAUUGCAACAGGAAGUGUAAGGAUCUAGUUCAUGCUACCUCGGACGGCUGAAAAGCUUUUGGAUAGAAUAAGAGCCGUCUGUCAGGUUGGUGCCAGGAUAACUACUGGAUUAUUUUUCGACCUUCGUCAAAAACGUGCAGCCAAAUUUUUUUGCUCUAAUUGGGUGCGAUUUCUUGAGCUCAGACAUCAGGGAUGUCUUGAAGAGCUAACAGCAGUGGCUGACAGGUCGGUUUUGGAAGUUUCUGUUUCGAGAGAACCCUCUACUGUUUUGCCGUGGUUUAGUUUCCAAAUUAAGCGCUUUAGCGGAUGUGUGCUCGGUGGGUGACGACAAUAAUUUUAGAUUGGUGGACUCCGAGUCCGAAGGCAGGACUUGUUCGAAGAAGACUCCAUCAUUGAGGCAAUAACUUUCUUCGUUAGAUGUUUUAAAUUCCGACUCGAGCUCACCAUAAAAGGCAACAAUAGGCAGAGGCGUAGGCUUUUGUCGAUGAGUCCGCGUGAAUGGUGUGAGCAGAAGAUAAUCCUGUGGAUUACCCAAGCCCUUUCUGACAAUUAAUCACGGCCUCAAAAUUGUCUGUAUUUGCCUUUUGGCUAAACGGCAGGCUUGGUUGGGCAGUCUGGGCGCAUCGUCCGGCCUUUGACAAACGCUACCCAAAUUUGGUCCAUGUGUUUGAGCAAUUUUCGCGUCUUAUUACAUAUGUCGACUUUUUCAGACUUAAAAUCCGACCGUGGCACUUUGAAUUCAAGCCGUUGCGCAUUGACAUUUGUUCUGGUAUACUUUAACAUAUUCUCCUUAUAAAGGAGAGUGAGCGCAAGGCAGAACGGCUUUACUAACGGUACCAAACUUUGAAAGGCCAGAUAAGAAGCGCACCUUGAAUUAGAGAUCUGAGUUCUAUAAUGAGUAGGCAAGUGCUCACAGAUCCUCACAAAUUACAAUAUUAGUGCGAGAGCACUGGGCAGGAUGCCGAAAUGGAUGCGCGAAAUUCUACAACGUAUAAAAUUGUUUUGCUUAUGAGGAGUCGCACGUAAUUCAGAAAGUCUUUGGACGCUGUAAGUCAUCUUUCACUUAUAGACACCCAACAUUUUCCGCUGACAUCGUUCCUGGAGCGAAGACCCUAAUUUAAUUUUCAUUGUCACCGCUCAUGGUGUUUUCUCCUGAACUUGCAUUCUUGCAUUCUCAUUGUUAGGACAAAUCCCGCGCGCCUAUUUCGGCAAAACUAGUGGCAAAUAUGCUGUCGGUCGCUGGAGCAGACCACAUCAUCACGAUGGACUUGCAUGCUAGCCAAAUUCAGGGCUUCUUUGACAUCCCAGUCGACAAUUUGUACGCAGAACCUGCGGUCAUACGUUGGAUUCAAAAAAAUAUUCCCGACUGGCAAGAGUGUUGCAUUGUGAGCCCGGAUGCUGGCGGCGCAAAAAGGUACCGUUGCCCGAAUUUUCAUGCAGAUUCUAGUCUCUGGGUACACACGGUAGUAAGUAGUGUGUUCGAAACUGUUUGCUUUGGUAUCCACCUCUUUUGCGGUCAACUGUAACCCGGCUGAUUCUUCGGAAGUCUUUGUGUAUUCGUGUGGAAAUCUCCGAAACAUCCGUUUAAUGUUUGUCCUUUUACUAAAGCUGCUUUGGUUUUGGAAAGAAGAGCAAAGACGACUCGACGAACGCAGGUCUUUAAUAACUUAUCGUCGGUUAUGUGGCAGGUUUAUAUUUAGGUGGAAACUGCAGAAUGAGUAGUUUCGUAGGAGACGGACAAAUUUUGGAGUUCUUCAGGUGGGAACUGGCAACUGCGAGCAAUCUUACUGCACUAAGCUACCUGCGGACCGUGAACUGCCUGACUAUCCACUACGGCAACCGUGCGGGUCGCACAAAAUUUCUUUAAGCAUGAAAUACCUCUGUUCUGUGACCAAGUUUGCAGUUACUUUUUGAAGUUUUUAACGACUUCAUUGGUGGCCGGUUUCUGCCAGGUGACCGGGGAUCGCACUGUUGACUCAUCAGUCGACAUCUCCAUGUCAGUUUUGGCGUCGGCUUUAGUAUCUAUGUACCCGUUCGAAUUAUAUAGUCUAUGCCCAAGGGCUAGUGAAGGAGUCAGUACACACUAAGGUCAUUUGAUUAGAUAACGUUUCUCUGCCCCCCAGUCGUAGCAUGGGGUCUGUAAAGAACUUCAGGGAGACUUGUGAAAGGUCACAGUCAGCUGCCUCUUUAAUAUUUCAUCGAAUGUCCUUUAUCACUAACCUGUUCCCUCCACAUCUGCGGAAUUUUCAAUUUUUGGUGAGCAAAUCCUCCUCCACCACAGCGGGAUCUCAACUCUUUCGUUCUAUAUGCUUCUGGUUACCAAAGGACCUUUGGAAACCUUAGUGCCCAUACUUUUGCUGCCAUUGCUACAAAAAAAACUUGGUGAGAGUGUUCAGGAUGUUAGCCAUUCGGAUUAUUCCACUUUUUUGCAAACCUCCGACUAAAUUUACUCCCUUUCGACCGUGUGACGGGCCUUUUCUGCGCGUUUUCCGUCUGUCCGCGCCACAACUGCCAGUGGCCUGUGCUUCUACAUCCGAUUAUUCGGUCUGGAAAGAUGCCUCUUCUGAAGUCAUUUAAACUACCACCUGCAGACACGUAGCUGGCCCAACUUUAAUACCGACCCAUCUAGGAACAGGGAAGUGCUGAAGGGGGGGGGGGGAAUAUAUCAGUCCGGCAAAUUUUCCAUUAUCAUUGUUCCUUAUGUCACCUUGAAGCAUUUCUCCACUUUUCCAACUUUCAGAGUCACUUCACUGGCAGACCAACUUAACGUCGACUUUGCCCUUAUACACAAGGAACGCAAGCGAGCCAAUGAAGUUGAUCGGAUGGUACUUGUCGGUGACGUAAAGGGCAGGGCGGCUAUUCUUGUUGAUGACAUGGCCGACACCUGCGGCACAAUAUGCACAGCUGCACAGCGGUAAGGAUAUCUCUGCUGACUUUGUGAGGAGAGAGUCAGCAGUGUACUUAUGACAUAUGGUCUGCCAUUUCGAGCUACUUAUGUUUUACUCUCAAAUGUCGUGUUUCGUAAAUUAAAGAGACAAACGUAAACGUCUGUGGCCGACGACUCAGUUGUAUGAGGACUGUUCAAAACUAUCGCCGAUGUCAAAAUUAAUUUUUUUAUAAUAUCCAUUAACCUUAGGAAGUGGUCUUGAAGCUUAUUAGGGCCCUUCCGAGAAUUGAGGAAUUGUUCCCCUUUUUUUUUCAUCCUGUGCAUUCCCUACAUAUUCCUUAAUUUUAUCCCUGUCAUUCUUUGGAACUGGUCCGCACGAAGUUUGUUAAAGGACAGAAAUACUCAAUUCGAAAAUCGUCCUUCUUCCAUCCCCCUCAGCGACACGAAAAUUUCUCUUUUUUCUUUCAUUCUUUUCAGACAUCUGUGUUAUAGUUUAACCAGUCUCCCUCUCUGUCUAGCCUCACGGAAGCUGGUGCGACCCGGGUUUAUGCGAUCUGCACUCAUGGCAUUUUUUCCGGACCUGCAAUUGAACGCAUUAACAAGUCCUGUUUUGAGGCUGUCGUUGUUACCAAUACGAUUGACCAGAAGGAGAACAUGAAGAAGGCUCCAAAACUGCAGGUAAGGUCUCGCUCUUCAAGGGAUUAACCGUUUUAUCACGAAUAACGACGAAAAUCCCAGUCCCAGAUACUUGUAAAGAGGCAGCAACCCCUUUUUGCCAAAAUGCAAAGGACAACAGGUUGGGAUAAGCGGCCAGCAACGCAGAUCGUGACCGGUCGGAUCUAUAUUUCUCUACUACGCACUGUCGAUAAAAGGACAUGAGGAAAGAGAUCUGACGAAAUCCACGCUGGGUUAGACAAAGCGAUUCCAAAACAAUUGAAUCAGAAUAAAGGAGACGAAUUCGUUCAGAGAAGUAAUUGAGGGAUAUAAAAACCGGUCCUGUACCUUCAGACAUGACGACAGCACCGAUACGAGCAAUAUUUAUAGGGUAUUUUAAUCAAUCAGUUCUCCGGACUGUAGCUCUGGAGAUCGCUACCUGUGAGGGUAGGAAGUCGGUAUGCCAGCCCAUGGGGUCCACAUCAGGGUUCUAGUAAACAACCGUUAGGUACUUAGGGUUUAGAAUUCCGUUGAAAUCCAUACAACCCGUAUACCGGCCGUCAGUCUGCUUACGGAUCCCUGCGCAGCAAUUUUCAAACAACACUGGUUAUUAAAUAUAUGCCCUUCCCUCCGAUGUCUUUGCCGUGACGAGCGGAUUGAGGCAGGAUUGUGUACUCGUCCAACUCACUUUGUCUUAGUGUUCUCCGCUGUGCAGAUGGAUGCUUAUAAAAAUGACUGCUCUGGAACAAGUGUUAUGUGCCGGAUCGAUGAGAAGCUCUCCAACAUUUAAACAAUGUAGAAUCCUUCGAAAGCCGCCACGGAUAAAAACAACGACUUUGCGAUGAUAACUGCGCAUCCAACACCGCUACAGCGCAUGUGGCUCUCCGUUUGCGGAUACACCAGGUUUUGACUGAACUAGACGGUGAGCAUGCAUCAUUUGACAGCCAUUGUGGAUUACACUUAAUCCUCGAUCACCGUCUAUGGUAAACGUCAUGCUGUUGUGGGUGAAUUUUUUAAAAUACGCGCUGUAAUCCCGUAUUACGCUGCAGCAUGGAGCCGCUGCGGCAUCGUCUUAAACGCAAAGUACACCGUCGGGGUGCUGACUAUGCUCUUGCACGACCCAGAACCCCGGAACUUCUAUCAACACCAUGCGAAGGAACUAAACAACUUUAAACUCAGCUGCCUUCGUGCGAUCCUGAGUGUAGAACGGCAAAGACAACGGCGCACUCCGAGGCUCUGACAUCGACCAACAAACUCAGGGUAUUUGCAGUAUUAAAGCAAGUUCACUUUCGAUGGAACGAUUAAAUCGUAAAGAUGUCAGGCAUGAUCUUCCUGAAAUGGAUAGUCUAGAGGAUGUUACAGAAGUCUGCAGCCAAGAAGGACAAAAGCAACGUCAGAAUGACGUCUGAAAGACUUCUAUCGACCCCUUGGAGAUAAGUUAAGACUCCGUGAUAACUUUAGCGGAGUAACACUGUUGGCGUUGCUCACAUUGUCUCAGCCUGCUCUCACUGAACACGUUCAGGACCCAGAUCGCUCAGGUGAGACAGGUUUAUGACAUUGCAGGCAGUCAGCAACAGCUCUCGGACCAACCCUCUCCCCACCAUUUUACAGUACUCUCCACUGUCAGAAGCUACGCAUCCCGAACACCUAGAACCUCAUACGGUAACGAAUAUAUAACGCCAGCUUUCCUAAUCUUGUGACGUUUAUGGCUCCGACGUAGGGGACAGUGGGGAGAGCGUUUGAUAUAGCAGACGCGAUACCAGGGACUGCACAUCCACUUUAAAUCAUCAUUUUUAUUCCUUCGGCCUCUCCCACACCUCCAUUCCUAGACCCGUCUCACUAGUGCUACGUCCACGCCAAUCCAAACCUCCCGCAGGUACGGUCUCCUGUCAACAAAUAUGAGCAUCCCUUAACACACUGAAUCCUGCCUCUACUGUUAGUGUUCGUUUUUGGGCAGGCGUUAACUUUUUGUACACUGGCGGUAACACGAUAGCACUGUCCACCAAGACGUUCCAUCGAUCACCUAUCUUACUAGUGCAAGCCGGUAGAGAUAACCAUCUACAAUUACGACGAUCCAAGUACGGUGUCAUCACUUGUUUUGUUGCUGCUUUCAUCACUGACGAUGGAUUUGCACGCGAAGGCGAACCCUGAGGAAGAUUAACAGGAAGUUCGGUUGCUGCACAAGCCCUCUUUUUCUUUAAUCCCAAGGCAUAUCUGAUAGACACAGCUUUUUUCAAAUAUGCGCAAUUGGUCUGGCUAGGCGCUACCUAAAUAGGCGUUCUAGAUGCUAACUUGAGAGAAGUCAGAUGCCGGUUCAACUCAGUCGGGUGGCCUUUUGGCAUGAAGUGCGCUUGCUGCUGAUACUACAUUUCCUAUUUGGGAUCUUUCUUGCCAGAUGCUGUUCAAAGGCAUUAAGCUUAUCUCUAGACCGUACCUUUUUUACAUGGAGCUCUUAUCAUUAUUUGUACUUUGUUUUGUUUGCGCAAUCUAUCAGUAGUGAUGGGUCUUUGGAUUUGUUCAUUAGAACAGAAUAAAGGGCUAAUCACUCUUAUAAAGCGAAUGCCCUGCCAAAAUAUUUCUGCUGCAAGUCUUCCGAAACAGCACAUAAGCAAACCACUUCCAUGAAGUUUGCUGAGACGCGUGCCCAGACACGUAUUCGUCUGCCCCUGACAGAGUAAAUGCGGCCCCCUACCCACAACUGCAUUAGAAUAAAUGCCACGCACAAGUGACCUGUAGGUGUGUUUCAUGCAAGACACGUUUCUUCGAGUAUUUCAGUUCUUUUUCAAAUUCAAACUUACAUCUCUUUCCCACAGUGCAUUGACAUCAGUACUGUCCUUGCCGAGGCCAUUCGACGAACGCACAACGGCGAAUCAGUUUCCUACCUCUUCAACCACGUUCCCUUGUGA